Messenger RNA from Cheilinus undulatus (humphead wrasse), 5747 nucleotides. RefSeq names its product protein SOGA3-like. The record is from RefSeq and is a predicted model, not a curated record. The coding region runs from base 1094 to 4669 and encodes 1191 amino acids. NCBI's taxonomy places the organism in Eukaryota, Metazoa, Chordata, Actinopteri, Labriformes, Labridae. Gene Ontology annotation, biological process: regulation of autophagy. The transcript is spliced from 7 exons.
CACGUGCUACGUUUUGCCUCUGAACGCUAGCUCGCGCGUUACCGUUAGUCGGCCUGUUAACUUAAUCGUUGGAAAAUCUAACAUACAACCCAAUUAUUAGUGCUAUGAUAUGAUUAAUAUCCCAACCUAGUCUCUUUCCUCGGGAUAGCCAUCGCAUUGCCACGCUUUAGAAAGUAAAUGAGACAUAGCAGAAGGGUAGAAAUAACUCAUUUUAUUGACGAGACAAGAGGGGAGGUGAGAAAUUUAGCAUUUUAACAGAAAAGUAGGACCUACCGCAUAUUUUUAGCUGUGAAUAAGUAUAAAAAUGACUGCUAUAAAACUAAUAAGUCUUUGUUUGACCACUUUAAUGUGUAACGGCUAGCUAGCAUGCAGCCGUUUGAGUAUCCACGGGUCGAGCAGACCCCAACACCUUGCGCAUGGGUACUGCGCAAGGUGGUAGAUAGGCUAUCCUGCGGCAUAAUUAGAGCAACCAGUGUUGAUUAACGGGUGUUUCCUCUCUGCUUCGUCCAGACGCCGCUCUGCUAUUUGGCUUAGGGUAAAUAAACUCCCGGUUACAGGGGGUAAAAAUACUCUUCUGCUCUUACAUCAGUGCGCUCCGUGAUAUUUUUGGGAGCGUCCCCCAUUCGCGUUGGAGCGGUUACUGGGUGGCUGUCGUUGCCAGAUCUGGAGUGUCGCCUCCAACGACUCAGUACAGAGAGGAGAGGAGACACAGAGGGAGUUUGAUAAACAUGCAAAAGAGAAAAUAACAGUGCACUGAAGAGGUCCUUGAAAGAUAAACAACAGACAACUGAGGACCAAGCAUGACGGCUUGACCUUGUCUCAGUGAGGAUAUGGAGGGGACCAAAGCGUCCAGUCGAGACGCCUUUAAAGCGGUGGCUGCUUUGUGGCCAACGGUGGAUCUAGCCGGGUUUGGAUAACUGGCUUUUAUUUGUGCUAACGGUCACUAUCCGAAAAAAUCAUGGAAAACUUUUCCGAGUUGUAUCUAAGCCUUAACAGAGCAAUAAUCGAGACUUUCAAAGUGGCUCGGUUUACCUUCUACGACUUUUAAUUGAUCUUACGUUUUUUAUUUGUUGUAUUUUGAUGCACUGGAGGAAUGUGGAGUGCGUUUAUGAACGGCUCGGGGCUGCACGGCGGGGGCGGUGCUGGUGGGGGCUACGUCCCGUCUCAGGGAUGGGAGUUCGUUCCGUGCUCCAGGAUGGAUAAGACAGAAAGAGGCAGGGGCAAAAGCCGCAGCCCCCUCAGGAGAAUCUCCUCUCCUCCCACAGUCUUCAGUCAGAUCUACGAGCAACAAUUUUCCGCUGCUUCACCGGGAGUUGGAAGAGAAGGUGGAGCGGGGACAAAGCUUGAGGUCCUCAGGGGACAAAUGUGGCCAGGUUCUGAACCCCAGCAACAGCAACACACGCGGCUUAAAAAGAAAUUUGAGGAUUUGAAAAAGCGGCACGUGCAGGAUAAGGAGGAAUGGAUGCGCGAGAAGGAGUCAUUGCUGAGAGAAGUAGCUGACAUACAAGGAGGGGAGAACAGGAGGCUUCUGUUGGACCUGAAGACAGUUUUGGAUGAAUUGCAGGCGGAGGUGAAAAGAGAGGAGGAGAAGAGGAGCGAUCUGCAGCUGCAGUACACCAGAGACAGAUGUGCUUGGGAGCUGGAGAAGGCUGAGCUCAAAUGCAGGAUUGCACAGUUGGAGGCUAGAGAGUGUGCUGGUUCGGUCAGUGGAGGGUUCCAGUCAGCAGCAGGCCCUGGCUCUGGAGCAUCCCGGAGCACUAGAGAACAGUCCGGUGAGACGUCGACGCUCCGCAGGGAGAGAGAAGAGCAGCGGAGGCUCCUGGCAGACACGCAUUCAACAGCCAUGGACUUGCGUUGCCGUCUGGAGCACAAUGAGAGGGACUGGUCAAGAGAGAAAGCAGAGCUGCUGGAGAGGUUCGAUGUGGAGAGGAGGGAGUGGGAGAGCCAGCUGAAGGACAUGCAGAGGAAAAUAGAGGAGCUAUACUGUGAAGUGAGAGCAAAGAGAGAAGGGACCGGACUGAUCAGCGGGAGGCAGGACAGCCAUGAUGCGGCUCAUCGACUCAGCAUACGAUCAACCAGCACGGGCUCCAGUCUGCUCAGUGAAAACUCCCAUUCAGAGCCACUCAGCAGCAGCAGUCAGUCAGAAAUAAUCAGACAUUCACCUUCACCUACUUUGGGUCGCAGCAGAAACCUGAGCAGCAGUGGAUGUACUGGCACAGAGAGCAACAUCCCUACCUGCUUCCAGGCUGAUUGCCCCAGUGAGUUCAACAUUGGUGGUCAGUUCGCUCAGAGUGACAAUUCACAUCCUGAAGUACCUGAUGAGGUGAGAUCCAGGGGCACUUGGCAGCAAGAAUCAGUCACUGGUGGAAGAGAAGCUGUGGAUACAACAGAGCUGGAGGAAAUUUUCUAUCAAUCUCCUGGAUGUGGAGUCUCAAAGAAAAACAUCUCCAAAGAAGCUGAAGAUAAAGUACACGUGAGUCUUCAAGACAGUCCUCUGUGGGCAGAGAUGAGUUAUGGCAGUGAAAAGAAGAAGAACACCACGGCUCUCAAUGCUGCUCUGAAGGAGAUUGCCCGUGUGAGCGAGGAGCUUUGUAGCUAUCAGGAUGAGAUCAGAAAGAAAAGUGGGGAUAAAAGGAAUUCAUCUGAUUCCCUGUCUCUACCUGAGAGAGAGGAGCUGGGGGUGGACGACGCUCCCUGUGACCUCAGCCAGAUUUAUGACGAUCUUCGAGCACUGGAGAGGGAAAACUGGAUCACUUUGACACCAGAUAACACCUGGCUGGUAAACAGAGGGCUGAGCAAAUCCUGGAGAGAGGCCAUCCCUGAUCCAGACAGCUACAAGGAAACACAGACAAGCCUCGGAGAACUCUCUGAUAUCGACAGUGCAGCUCCGCCCAUCCCUCCCCGUGUAUCCUCAAGGAAUUUGAGUACUCCCAUCCACCCUGACACAGAACUACACAUCCCAGACUCCCCUGUCACAACAGUGAGAAGAUGUCACAGCCCCUGUGGUCUGAUGGACAGAAAGUGUAGCAGCCCAUCUAUUGUGAGGAAGUUUGAGGCCAUGCUGCAGGAAAAUGAAGGAAAAGUUCUGAUGGAUGGUGUGGUGACUACCUGUGCUGUACCUGCUAACUCUAAAUGUAACACAGGCUGCUGCCACAACCGCUGGUCCUGUGAUGCAAGCAAGUUUACUGGCAGUAAAUUGUCUGCGUAUGGGACAGUGCAGAAAAGCUUCUCUGAAGUCAGCAUAUUGACUGCAGGAAAACAUUCGGAUUACAGUCCUGGUGUCGGGGGCUUAAAAGAGCUACAAAAGGAGGUGCAAACCCCUCUGAUUGUUAAAGAUGUACCUGUAGAUCUGCUCUUAUCCACUCUUGAAAGCCCCACUGCCAGCCUUAACCAUCAUGGCUCCAAAAGAAACAUAAUGCUGGAACAAAAAACUGCUGAAUUUAAUAGAACUUUGUUUCAGGCAGAGAUGGGUCGUACCGCAGAGGAACCGGAUUGCUUUACAGUAACAGAUGUCUGCUCUGUGGGAUACACACCGGUCUUUUCAGCAACUAGUGCAUCACAUGAUGUUUUACCUCCCAGGGAUACAACAGUUCAGCAGCAGUGUAAUGAUGUAACCACAAACGUCACUGGUGUAUUUCCUGAAGCUACAUUGUCUCUCUCUGAUUCAGACUCCAAGAUCCACAACCCAGAAGUUCAACUCAGGCAAAGGAGGUGUAGUCUUGGGGGUCUAGAGGUUAAAAUGAAGCAAGACAUCCCCUCUGACUCCUCAUCUCAACAGCUACACAUAGGGCACAGGGAGGCAGUCACAAUAACCCCCGAGAGUCCUCCUCCUCACUCUGAAGUCAAGCACAAAGUCCGAACAGCAAGCAGUCCAUCCAGGAGAACGCAACAUAAAGCAGCCACAGAGGCUCUUUUUUCAGAGCCGGUCUUGCCUGUGAACACCCAGCCAGGCCAGGAUGUGGACACUCCUGGUGGAGCGAAGCCUCAGCCAGCCCGAGUUGCUGUCUCGCUCCAGCAGCCGUCUGCUGAGAACAAACAAAGACAGAUGACAGAGCCAAAGAAUGUGUCCACACCUGCCCACCAGUCUGACUCCUCCAGACCCGGGCCUCGAAUGAUGAAUGACCAUCCCUGGAAGCCCCUCACUCUGGCUGCGUACCCACGGCCUGAGGGAUCCAGGUCUAACUAUGGAGCGGUGGAACGGAUUCUGAAGAAUUAUGAGAGUGCUGCCCGGGAAAAACAGAGCCAGAGCCAGCAGGACGGCAAGUGUCCAAGUCCUAACAUCAGUACUAGGAAGGAAGAGAAAGUCACAGAAGUGGACAUGCUGGACAUGGACCCUCUGCCCCUACCACCAACACUGAGACAUAAACAUACUUCCCACAGCACACAUACACAGCUCAGCAGCCACACUUCCAAGAGUGUGCAAGCGAUACAUCUAUCAGUGCAGGAAGAUGAUGCCUCCUCUUCCUCUGUCCAGAAGAACUUCUCAAGACCGGCACGUCCAGCCAACAGACGCCUCCCUUCACGAUGGGCCAGCCGCUCCCCGACCUCCUCCUCCACCUCUCCCUCUCCCUCCUCCACUCCAGUUGUGCAUCCAUCCUUCCCCCUCCACAAACACACCUCCUCAUUUACCUACUCACAUGCCUUUCACAUAGAGACUGUCAUCAUCUGACCUUAAGACUGAACUGACAAGAAGCCACUUCUUAUGGUUACUGAUGUACAUAUCAAACUCAGACUGCUCCUUCACUCCUCUUUCAGACUCAGAAGUGCUUUAGAUUGCAUCUGCAGAAUGUACGUGGCAUCUGGACGAGCCAAACUGGCUGAAGAAGGCAAGAAAAGGAUCUGAAGCAGCCUCAUCUGUGCUCUGAUUACCCUGCCAGGCUCCAUACAGCCUCUUUCUCCAAAAAACCAUCACAUCCAAUGCUUCAUUUAUUCAUGCAAACCAUUUGAAUGGAAAUCCUAUGCUCAGGUCUGGAUUCUAGCCUCGACUAGUGUAGCCUUGCAGAUCUAUCAACAACUUAUUCUCCACCACAGUACUCCCUCUGAUCUCUGUAAUAGCUCUCAUCCAAACAGUCUAAGAACUUCCAGCCAAAUCCAAAAUGAUGUAUUUAAUAUGUACUGUAUUUUGUAUUCUGUGUACAUUUUUCACUAAACAUGAUGUUACAUCCACCAAUAUGCAGCAGCUUUGAGAUAGCAUUGAUCUCAACAGUGUUGGUAUUCUGCCUUCUUGAAUAUUACCUUCAGUACAUGCCUGGACUGUACCUUACCUGUGACUGACACAUUAUGCUUACAUCUUCCAUAAUUACAUUAUUGCAAAAAUGUGAAUGUGAGUUCCUUUUUUUAUAACUUUGUACCAAAGGCUGGUUUCUUUAAAUGCAUUCUCCUCAUUUGAAGAUUAAAUGCAUUUUCUGUAAUGGCAUUAUUAUUGCUGUUCACCCUUUGCUGAUGUUUUCAAAAUAUGUUAAACAUCAUUCAUGAGACUUUGAUUUUAGCAUUAAAUGACUAAUGUUGCUUAUAUGACAGAAAUGAAAAAAAAGCCUUUUCUACCUUUACUAAUUCUGAAUAGUCACAUAUCAGGACAUUACUCAGCUGAGUAUUUCAGUUUUUGGGUCAAAGUGUUGAAUCAUAUCAUGAUGAAGGUGAUGCCUUUGCUGUUCUUUUUGUGUAAUAAACUUAAGGACUCGACUAUUUUUUCUCCUUUUUCACCACUUAGCAAAGCUCUCAUAUGCAUGGCUUAUCCUGCUGUGUGG